CAUCGUUAAUAUGUUACAAGCCCUAUUCUGAUCAUUGCCGCCCGCAGCCUAUUGCGCGCAACACACUAUACUUGCUGAUUGACAGCAGUGUGCGCGCUUCCUUGUUUUAUCCGCAAGAACAGAGGAUCCCUAGUACUCCGUUCUCAGAACAAGCUCAAGCUGUCAUUCAUCCACGCUGCCAGGACGGGUCCAGUCAUUCACUGGUGGAAGGGCACUUGAACGGACCGUGAACCCCCAGAUGUCCUGAACACUAGCCAUUGUAAAGCAGAAAAGUCUUGCACGGAGUGACCACCAUGGCCAAAGCCUAUGAGUUCAGCUGGCAGAGACACAUCCCAGAGUUCAUGCAGGAGGGGGCUUCUUUUGACAGAUUUGAAGAGGAUCCCUUUGUCUUUGAGCCAAACUGUUUUGUGAGAGUGGACGAGUUUGGCUUCUUUCUGUCAUGGAAAAGUGAAGGAAAGGAAGGCCAAGUUUUAGAGAGCUCCCUUAUCAACUCCAUACGCAGUGCGGUCCUACCCAAGGACCCAAAGCUCCUGUCAUGCCUGGAGUCACUGGGACAAGCAGAGAGUGACCUGGAGAACAGAAUCAUCUGCAUAUGCAGCGGAACUGAUCUGGUCAACUUGAGCUUCAUGUACCUGCUGGCGGACAGCAGCCAAAAUGCCAAGCAAUGGAUCGAGGGCCUGAAGUCCUUGAUUCACAACUUCAGGGCAAACAAUGUGUGUCCAAUGACCUGCCUGAAUAAACAUUGGAUCAAGCUGUCAUUUUUGACUAAUGUGAACGGAAAGAUUCCUGUCAGAAGCAUAACCAGGACAUUUGCCUCUGGAAAAACAGAAAAGGGGAUCUUCCAGGCACUCAAGGACCUGGGCCUGCCAAGUGGAAAGAACGAUGAAAUCGAACACGCCGCCUUCACCUUUGACAAGUUUUACGCCCUCACCCAGAAGAUCUGCCCGCGGACCGACAUCGAGGAGCUGUUCAGGAAACUAAAUGGAGACAAAAGUGAUUAUUUACACAUAGACCAGUUAGUCAGCUUUCUGAACGACAACCAACGGGACCCUCGUUUGAAUGAGAUCCUGUUUCCAUUUUAUGACCCUAAACGAGCUAUGCGGAUCGUAGAGACGUACGAGCUGGACCCAGAACUCAGGAGCAAAGGUGUGAUGUCUUGUGACGGGUUCUGCCGGUACCUUAUGUCGGACGAGAACGCUCCAGUGUUCCUGGACCGUCUGGAGCUGUACCAGGAUAUGGACCAGCCAUUGGCUCACUACUUCAUCAGCUCCUCCCACAAUACGUAUCUAAACGGCCGGCAGUUUGGGGGAAAGUCCUCUGUGGAGAUGUACCGGCAAGUGCUCCUGGCAGGUUGCAGGUGUGUGGAGCUGGACUGCUGGGAUGGAAAAGGAGAGGACCAGGAGCCCAUUAUUACCCACGGGAAAGCCAUGUGCACUGACAUCCUCUUCAAGGAAGUAAUUCAAGCCAUUAAAGAAACGGCUUUUGUGUCAUCUGAGUACCCUGUGAUUCUGUCAUUCGAAAACCACUGCACGAAGCCACAGCAGUAUAAGAUGGGGCGUUACUGUGAGGAGAUCUUUGGUGAUCUGCUUCUCAAACAGGCUCUGGAGGCAUACCCGCUAGAAGCGGGCCAGCCUUUGCCCUCCCCAGCAGACCUCAAAAGGAAAAUCCUCAUCAAGAACAAACGAUUAAAACCUGAAGUUGAACAGAGACAGCUGGAGCACUUUAAAAAGCACAUGGAGGGAGGAGGGACAAACUCACCCUCAAACAUCCUGGAAGAUGACAAUGACGAGGAGAGUGAAAAUGCUGCCAUUUCUUCAGUCGAGGUUCAAGAAGAGGCCCACCCGGAGUUGAAGUUCAGUGGCGAUGUGAGCCUGAAACACUCGCAAAGCACAGGGAAAAAGGAUUCUGAAGAUGAAGUAUCAGAUGCAGCAGACAUGACAGAUGUAUCUGAGGCCUCUGACUUUGACAACAGCAAGAAGGAUGAUGGCGCUGAAGACGAAGAGCAGGCUUUGAUCGCUUCCUACAAGUAUGUUGGGGCCACUACCAGUAUCCACCCUUACCUGUCGGCCAUGGUUAACUACGCCCAGCCUAUCAAGUUCCAGGGCUUCAGCGUAGCUGAAGAAAGGAAUAUCUACCAUAACAUGUCCUCCUUCAAUGAAUCGGUUGGCCUGGGGUACUUGAAGACAAAUGCCAUUGAAUUUGUAAACUACAACAAAAGGCAGAUGAGCCGUAUCUAUCCUAAAGGGGGCAGAGUGGACUCCAGUAAUUACAUGCCUCAGAUCUUCUGGAAUGCCGGGUGCCAGAUGGUCUCCCUCAACUUCCAGACCCCAGAUUUAGCCUUGCAGCUGAACCAGGGAAAGUUUGAAUAUAAUGGCUCUUGUGGGUACCUGCUGAAGCCUGACUUCAUGCGUCGCCCAGACAGAAUGUUUGACCCUUUCUCUGAAACUCCUGUAGAUGGCGUCAUCGCUGCUACAUGCAGCGUUCAAGUGUUCUCAGGACAGUUCCUGUCAGAUAAGAAGAUCGGCACAUACGUGGAGGUGGACAUGUACGGGUUGCCCACGGACACCAUCCGCAAGGAGUUCCGCACCAGGAUGGUGAUGAACAAUGGGCUGAACCCUGUUUACAACGAGGAGCCCUUUGUCUUCAGAAAGGUGAUCCUUCCGGACCUGGCCGUGCUGAGGAUCGCCGUGUUCGACGACAGCAACAAGCUGAUUGGCCAACGGAUCCUGCCCCUGGACGGCUUGCAGACGGGGUACAGGCACAUCUCCCUGAGGAACGAGGGGAACAAGCCGCUGUCCCUGCCCACCAUCUUCUGCAACAUCGUCCUCAAAACAUACGUGCCCGAUGGCUUCGGGGCCAUUGUCGAUGCGCUCUCCGACCCCAAGAAAUUCCUCUCUAUCACGGAGAAGAGAGCUGACCAGAUGAGGGCCAUGGGUAUCGAGACUAGCGACAUCGCGGACGUGCCCAGUGACAGCUCGCAGGGCGGCCGGGGAAACACGAAAAAGGCCAGGAUCACACCGCAGUCCAGCUUGGACCUGCAGCCGAGCGCCGCGUCGGGGCUGGGCGCCAGCAACGAGGCCAGGGCGGGUCCGGCUGCACCCCCGGGCAGCGUCAAUGUGGAUGACCUGAAACAGAUGAAGACUUAUCUUAAACUCCUAAAGAAACAACAGAAAGAACUGCAUGCCUUAAAGAGAAAUCAUGCAAAGGAGCAGAGCAUCCUUCAGAAAUCUCAGUGCACUCAGGUAGACAAGAUAAUGGCCCAACACGACAAAGAAAAACUGUCCCUGGAAAAGCUGCUGGACAAAUCUAUUAAGAAAAAGGGAGAAAACAACUGCCUUGACCUGAAAAAGGAAACUGAAGUUAAAAGCAAGGCGGAUCACAUGAUGACACAAAACGGGGGUAGUAGUGUGAAGCAGUUGGUGGGGAUCCACACUCAGGAAUGGUCUGAGAUGUUGAGAUGUCAGAGUGCUGAGGAACAGGAGUUGAGGGAGCAGCAUGUCCUGCAGCAGUGUAACGUCCUCAAGGCCCUUCUGACCAGCCUUCAGGAGCAGCAGUCGCAGCAGCUCAAACUCACCCAUGACCGGCAGAACAAGGAGAUGCGAGCCAACCAGGCUAAGACAUCCAUGGAGAACAGCAAAGCCAUCAGCCAGGACAAGACCAUCAGAAACAAGGCGGAGAGAGAGAGGAGAGUCCGGGAAUUAAAUAGCAGUAACACUAAAAAGUUCAUCGAAGAGAGAAAAAGGCUGGCCAUGAAGCAGUCAAAGGAGAAGGAGCAGCUUAUGAAAGCUCAGCAGGAGCAGCUGGAGAAGCUCGAGAAGGCCAAUGAGCAGCUUUUGAAAUCGCAACGUUCAAACUCUCCGUGUCGAGGCCAAGGAGAUGCAACGAAUGGUGAAACUGGAAGCAGAGAUGGACCUCAGACCAGCCACGGUGGUGUGAAGGGUUUCUGCAUCUCGUGAAACUGGACUUAUCUACAUGCAUACGCACACACACACGCGCACACACACACACACGCGGGCGCGCGCACAUAAACAAAUGCACAAGCCACAGUCCCUCUUAGCCACACAUACAGUAAUGAUAUUGGAUAAUCAUAUCUACAGUAUGGGAAUAGGAAGUAUAGGAAUCAGUUCCACUGCAAAGAGAUUGAAGUUACUUUUCUUAGCAGAGUAUCUGGUUACUUCAUCCGAAUAGCUUGGUUCUAUGUUAUACAGUACUUUGCACUUUAAACACAGUGGACUGUGCAGACAGGAGAAGAGCAUAGCCAGCAUGUAUGGUUUUUAUUAUUGGUUUUAAUCAUAAUUACUUUUAUAUUUGCUAUUGUGCCAUUGAUGCCUUUUCAUCAGCUCACAACAGGUAUAAAUGUGAGAAGCCUGUAUGAUGUAAAAGUAUCAUUGCAGUCAAACACAAUGGUGAAUUUAUUUUUUGAAAGGUUUGAAAGUUCAGUUUGCUUGAUAAUUGGAAUAUUAGUUGAAUAACGGUGCUUAUUUUGUUUACUUGUUUUGCCCUUUAGUCAUGGCAUAUCUUUGUAUUUGUCUGGUGAUGAUCAGAAAUACACAGUGGCAAGACUUCUAGGCACCCUUGAGUUACCACUCGUUAUCAAUGUUUACUUCUCCUCUCACUGGGAACUCUCUCCUAUAGUACUGUAUGGACUGUAAAUUGUAAAAUAUCAUAAAAUGCGCUGUAAAAGAAUUUAUAUCAGUUUUUAAAUUAAUGAAGGGGAGUGCAUCCUAUAAACCAGUGGAACUAGCAGCAACAUGAGUCAAGACCUAUUCUUAAGAAUAUCUAUGAAGAAGUUAAAGGAAAAAAUGCACAUUACAAAAAUAUUUUUAAAGUAUGAAAUAUUUAUUUUUAUUCAUUCUCAGUUGCUAAUUGUAAUUGCAUUGUAACACCAUAUUUCUCAUAUCUGGAAAUACAUAGUCGAAUGGACUUGUAUUCCUGUAUUCCAGUCCUUUAUAGGAGAUAGACUUACUCUUUAGCAUUAGCAAAGAACGUUCAUUCCCUCUCAGUCAGAAUUAUUGAGGAGGACUGACCUUUAACUUAGAUUGAAAACAAAACAAUCACAAGCAGGAAGUUGUAAUUAGCUUGCAGGCUAGAUGUGUUAUAGCCUAGUCAUCUUGAAAUAUUCAUGAAAGUUCUCGAAUUUUUUUUUUUUGAGUUCUGUUUCUGUUUAGUUGCAUUAUCUUUAGAAACAUUUCUCUUUUAAUAAGUUUUGGGUUUUGCACACUUCAUAGAUUGUUAGCUAAUUUGUUAGCUAACAGGCAAGCUAACACUACCCAUUUUUAAGUUCAGCAGCCAUCUAAUGAAAUCCUGUCUGUUUUAUGCUGUGUAAUCAGAGACUGAAAAUCUCUGGGUGCAAAUGGCCUAGCCAGCUAACUAGUAAAGGUAAAGUAACCGAUUGGAAACUGCAGUUACACAAUAUAAUUUGAUAUCCAUUUUUCAAACCAUAUACUGUUAAAUAUUUUCCCACAAUUAUUUAUUGCCAAAUUGACUCGCUGUGCUGAGCAUUUAGCUUGGAAGUUAGCUGUUAGCUAUAUGUGUUCUUGAUAUUUAAUCACUUGCUAGAUAGCCUACAGAUGAACUGCUAGGGGGUCUGUUGAGGGUCUGGAACAAUGCUUGCUACCUGUGUAAAAAAAAUUGCAUCUUCGGUUCAUAACAUGUAACAAUGUAUUCAUUAUAAACUACACACUUUCAAAAUCAUUCUUCUGGAGGCUUUCUGAUUUUGCAUUUUUUGACCAAAGGAAAUGGGUGCGUUUUUCAUGCCUGUGCAUUUUAUCUAUGGUAGUUACCAGCUCACAGAAGUGAAUAAGUCGGGUGUAUGCUUCAGCAGCAGUGAGGUGCGGUUAAAAAGGAGGGGAAAGUAGUAGCUCAUUCAGUAGCAUAUUUUUUUUUUAUUGUUGGGAAAAUAGCAUAUCUGGAUCUUUUUUAAAAUUUUGAAAAUGCAUGAAUGCUGCACCCACCAUGUUUGCUCAUGGAAAUUUUUUUACACAGUUUAUAUAAGGGUACAGCACCUCAUCUAUGGUAUGCAAAUUUAUGUCCAUGUUUUAAUGUGAAUUCUGCGACUCUUAAUAGCCCCAGUUUUGUCUGCAUGGCAAUAUGUAUAUGAAUGAUGUUCAUAUAUUGUAUAGCAUUUGACAUAUAUUUGUAAAUAUAUGUGUGAGGUAAAUAAAUCACAGCCAUGCAUUUCUUAGCAAAUACAACUCUUCCAUCCGUAAUGUUUAUGUAUGUAUAAAAUGUGGGUCUUUACAUGCCAUUUGUAUUGAUUCUUCUGCGUGAUUUCAUAUAAACAUUUAUGUUCUGUGUUUUCAUUUGUAUGACAUUUUGAUGCUUUUCAACACUUCUGAUUCUCAAAAAAAAAGCACCAUUGUGAUGGUCUUUAUUUACUGUAUGUUAGCCUAUUUGCUUAAUUUGUUGUAAUUGUUAUGCUGUUACCUAAGUACUUUAAUACAGUUUUAUACAUAGACAAUUUAUGUACAUAGACAAUAAAAUAUUAAAGGUAACUAGUAUUUCAUGGA
Messenger RNA from Anguilla rostrata (American eel), 6509 nucleotides. It is a transcript of the gene plcb4a, whose product is annotated as phospholipase C, beta 4a. Gene Ontology annotation, biological process: lipid metabolic process; phosphatidylinositol-mediated signaling; release of sequestered calcium ion into cytosol. The transcript is spliced from 40 exons. Gene Ontology annotation, molecular function: calcium ion binding; phosphatidylinositol-4,5-bisphosphate phospholipase C activity. The record is from RefSeq and is a predicted model, not a curated record. Lineage: Eukaryota; Metazoa; Chordata; Actinopteri; Anguilliformes; Anguillidae. The coding region runs from base 294 to 3956 and encodes 1220 amino acids.